This is a messenger RNA of Xiphophorus maculatus (southern platyfish), 2232 nucleotides long. RefSeq names its product interferon-induced protein 44-like. The record is from RefSeq and is a predicted model, not a curated record. Lineage: Eukaryota; Metazoa; Chordata; Actinopteri; Cyprinodontiformes; Poeciliidae. The coding region runs from base 37 to 972 and encodes 311 amino acids. The transcript has 10 exons.
UGGUUCAUUUUGCAGCAGAGCAGCAACGACAGCAGAAUGGCUUUUUUUAAGCGUCUAUUUGGGUUUGGGUCCCCAGAACGUACAGUUUGUGUCUCCGUGGCUCCGUCUCCACCUCCAAAGGCAGAGUCUCCAACUCUGGGUGAACCGUGGAGGGAACUAGACUGGGGAGAAAAAGAGGAGAACCUUAAAUAUGUGCAGGAAUACAAACCAGAACAAGAUGACAUCAGGUACCUCCGGGUCCUCCUUUACGGACCCGUCGGAGCUGGGAAGUCCAGUUUCAUUAACUCUGUCAGUAACGUCCUGAGAGGUCGGAUGACAAUUCCUGCUUUGGCCAGCGCGACCACGUCUGAUAAAAGCUUCACCAAAAAGUAUGAAACUCAUAAAUUCAAUAAAGGACGAGGAAGUGCAAAGACAUUUUUCCCUCUGGUCUUCAACGACUUCAUGGGACUGGAAGAUGGAACCAACAGGGGAGUUCAUGCUGACGACAUCAAACUGGCUUUGGAAGGUCAUCUGAAGGAAGGUUAUGAGUUCAACCAAGUUGCUCCAAUAUCUCAGGAUGACCCAGGCUACAACCCGACCCCCUCUGCUGAUGACAGAGUUCAUGUCCUGGUCUGUGUGAUGUCUGCCAACACUUCUCAGAUGAAUUCAUCAGUUCUGGAGAAGAUGAAGAGCGUCAGAGAAACAGCCAGAGACCUGGGAAUUCCUCAAAUGGCCAUGAUGACACGUAUAGAUGAAGCCUGCUGUGAAACUGACAAAGACUUAAGGAUUGUCUACAAGAGCAAGUACCUGAGAAAAAAGAUGAAAGACUUCAGCUCAGCAGUGGGAAUCCCCAUGAACUGCAUCUUUCCUGUGAAGAACUACAGUGAAGAAAUCGACAUGAACGAUGAUGUUGAUACUCUGAUCCUGAGCGCUCUGAUGAAAAUGGUCGACUUUGGAGACGACUUCAUUGAGAAGACUAAAUCUGAUAUGUAGAGAAAACAGUGAGGUGUAGCAGGCUCAGUUCCAUAUACUGUAUAUGUACAGCACACAAUGAAAGCUUCAUUAUGUUAUGUAGGUUAAGUCUUUUUAAAUUUGGAAUCCAGUUUUGGACUUGAGAUGUUUAACAGAACAACUUUUCUGUCUUUUAAGUUAUUCUAUCAAUGGAUAAAAACUUAAUGUUUUAUUUUUAAGUGAACUUGGUUAGGUCAUUAUAACAACAGAAAUUACUACUGGGAGCUGAUCCUCCCACUUUAUAUAAAAUCAGGACAGGCACAAGCGAUGGGUGUUGCAAUGUGAUUUAAAAUCUCAAUGCAAGGUAAUAAUAGGAAGGUUUUUAAUCAAAGGAAUAGACAGAAUUUGUUUUAAAUCAAACUCAAAAUUGCUUACUGUUGUUAAGAUUUUUUAAUUUUCUUAAAAUGCAAAAUCAUUUUCAAACACUUCUGUUACAUUUACUUGAUCUUUUUGUUUUAUCAGAUGUAUUUCAUCGCUGCUUCUCAUGUAAAGCACCUUAAAUAACCAUGUAUGCAAAGAGGCUGUAAAAAUAUCUUGCUUUGCCUUUUAUUUAUUAUCAAUUUCAGAUUGCGUCAGUAGCUGCUAUGCACGAUGAUACAACGCUAAGCAUGUCUGGCCAUUUGUGUUGAUUGGAGAUUGUGUCAUUUUGAUGUAAGAGGGAGAUUCAGUGUUCUGUCAGAAGUUUGAAUAAACUUCAUUAUUAUCCCCUCCUAAACUUGUCAGUUUAAUAACUCUCGGUUCCUACCCGAAGUAGAGAUGAAACAAAUAGCAUAUUUUUUGCUUUAAUUUGGUUAUGUGAAGAAGCAUGGUUUACAAUUUGGCACAUUUCAUUGAUUGUAUUCUUCUGCUGUAAAAUAACAGGAACACUAGGGUCACAGGUGGCGCUGUUGUUUCAAAUUUCCUAUCUUUUUUUUACAAACACUGAAUAAAAAGAUACGUAGACUUUUUUCAUUUGUGCCUAAUAUUAAGGCAGAUCAAACAUCUCUUGCUUUACGUCAGUCAGAAUGACCAAAAUGAUUUCUAUUUGAUAAAUGCCACAUUAAUGGGACAGGAUAUAGAUUUAUUUAUUGAUAUCUUAAACAUCUGAAACUUACAGAAUGAUAACUGUCUCUUUAAACAGUUAGGGAAACCCAAGAUGAUGAUGUCAUGACUUUGGAAACGUCUGAUAGGUUAACUGACAUGUGGAUGUAUUUUAACCCUCCUGUUAUGUUCUUUUCUAGGGUACAGCAAAAAUGUUCGUGG